Colletotrichum chrysophilum is the source of this 1317-nucleotide messenger RNA. RefSeq lists its product as uncharacterized. The record is from RefSeq and is a predicted model, not a curated record. Gene Ontology annotation, molecular function: protoporphyrin ferrochelatase activity. Gene Ontology annotation, biological process: heme biosynthetic process. The coding region runs from base 1 to 1317 and encodes 438 amino acids. The transcript has 2 exons. Lineage: Eukaryota; Fungi; Ascomycota; Sordariomycetes; Glomerellales; Glomerellaceae.
AUGGCGUUCAAGUACUCAACAGGACAGCUCUCCAGGAGCUUGUCUAAGGCGACGACUUCAGCGCGCAAUGGCGCCGCACCUCUAGCUUUGGCUCUGCCGAAGCAAUCAGCACCUCAAUUGAGGUCUAUGGCGACCGUUCCGCCCGUUACACAAAACUCCGCCGGUUCCAAGGGUCCGACGGCCAUGGUAUUCCUGAACAUGGGUGGCCCUUCAACGACAGACGAAGUGGGCGACUUCCUGAGCAGACUCUUCGCAGAUGGAGACUUGAUUCCUCUCGGACGCUACCAGAACUACCUCGGCCCCUUCAUCUCGAAGCGACGAACUCCCAAGAUCCAGAAGCAGUACGCAGAAAUCGGUGGGGGUUCCCCCAUCCGCAAAUGGUCCGAGUACCAGAGCGCAGAGAUGUGCAAGAUCCUCGACCAGAUCUCUCCCGAGACCGCACCGCACAAGCCUUACGUUGCGUUCCGUUACGCCGAUCCCCUGACCGAGGAGAUGUACAACAAGCUGCUGGAUGAUGGUUUCGGAAACGGAAAGGGCGGGAGAGCUGUAGCCUUCACACAAUACCCGCAAUACUCGUGUUCGACGACGGGAAGCAGCAUGAAUGAGCUGUGGAAGUGGCGGCAAAGGUUGGAGGGCAAGUCAGCCACGGACGCGACGCCGGGCGACGGCACGAUCUCUUGGAGUGUUAUUGACAGGUGGCCGGUACAUCCGGGCCUGGUGGAGGCUUUUGCGCAAAACAUCGAGGCCAAGCUCCUGGAGUACCCCGAGGAGAGGCGGAAGGACGUCGUCUUGCUGUUCUCAGCACACAGCUUGCCCAUGUCUGUGGUGAACAGAGGAGACCCGUACCCGGCCGAGGUUGCUGCUACUGUCUACGCUGUCAUGCAGCGCCUCAAGUUCUCCAACCCCUACCGCCUUUGCUGGCAAUCGCAAGUCGGCCCGUCCGCAUGGCUCGGCCCCCAGACUUCUGAUUCGGUCGAGAACUACAUCCACAAGGGCCAGAAGGACUUGGUCCUGAUCCCUAUUGCGUUCACCUCCGAUCACAUUGAGACUCUGUAUGAGCUCGACCUGGAGGUUAUCGGAGAUUCAGGAAGCCCCGAGACUGUGAAGCGCGUUGAGAGUUUGAAUGGCAGCCCUGUCUUCAUCAAGGCUCUGGCUGAUAUCGCCAAGGCUCACCUUGACAGCGGCAUUUCCUGCUCACCACAGAUGGAGCUUCGCUGCCCCGGGUGCAAGAGCGAACGUUGUGCUGAGUCAAAGAAGUUCUUUGCGGGUCAACAGACGAAGCUGUUUGGAGCUCAGGAGAAGGUACUGGCGCAAUAG